AUGACGGGGACUGGCAUACCGUUCAUUGCACCCUUGUUUCAGCAAGCCGGGUGGGCAAUCCCUAUACUGCUAUUCGUGUUCUUCGGGAUUGUUGCUACGUUUUGCUCGCUGUUUAUCAUCGAGGCUAUGCAGGCCAUACCUGGUAACCGAUACUUUCAAGGCACUGUCGAGUUUGGUACUUUGAUCAACUUUUACUUUGGUCCUGCAUCACAUGUUGCUGGGCAGAUAUUCCUGUAUGGAGCGCUGGAAUCGUCGGCUAUACAGGCUAUUAUUUUAUCUGCUCAGACAUUCGACAACAUCAUCAUUGACAUCUUCAAACGAUCAUGUGGUGUAUCAUUUGGUCCUGAUAGUGGAUGGUUUUGUGUUUCGGAAUUAUCAUCGGGAUCGCCAUAUGGAAAUGAAUGGAUGCUUUGUACUGGUGGUUUGAUAUUGGUCGCCAUUCUUUGUGUUCCAAUGGGACUGGUCGAUUUGGACUCGAAUGUCUGGUUACAGAUAGUUUCCUUUGCCAUCAUGGUGUUGGUUUUUAUACAGUGGGUGGUUAGUGGUGCAUUGGCUGGAUCCAAUGGCAGUGUCCCUGCUAUAGGUGCUGGAUUUCAAUCUGUUGUUGGUGUUAUCAUGCUCAACUUUGCUUUCACAACGAUUGUGCCGUCUUGGGUGAAUAUCAAGAUGAAGGAUGUGAAUACUCAGGGGACUUUAUGGUACUCUGUAUCUAUUGGUCUUGUGUUUUACUUGGUUAUUGGCAUCAUUCCUGGCUUGGCAUUCAACAUCCCAAACGGCUCAAACCUUCUCCAAGUGCUAACAACCCAAGGAGUUCCGCAAACCCUCUCAAAAGCAACAACCUACAUCUUCUCCAUCGUCGCUCUAGUAACCUCAAUCCCAGUCUUUUUCAUCGUCGCUCGUGAUAAUCUAGUUCAGAAUCGAGUAUUAGGAAGAUCAUCAGCAACAUUUGUUGCAUUUGUACUGCCAUGGAUUGUUGCGAUUCCGUUUCAAUCCGGUAGCUCGUUGACGUAUUUCGUUAACUGGAGCUCUCUUAUAUUUACAUCUGUUGCCAACUUUAUUAUUCCGUUGGUCAUAUAUUUGAGGUGUCUCAAGUUUCGGAGAGGAUAUAAUGAGAAUCGAGUCUUGACGGGACAUCAAAAGUCACUUUUAAAAGCAAUCCAUUUUGCUUCGAAUACCAUUCAAAGAGGUAUCGACGACGGGAGUAUUGAUCCAAACUAUGAUGGCCUACCACCUGUAACACCCGACACACCACUUCCAUUCUGCUUCGUAGUAGAAGACACAACCUCUGACGAGGAUACCACAACAACUACCAGAACAACAGGUGUCCGUCGUCUACCAAAAUUGAAGACAGUCAUGGAAACACCUAAUAUCGCAGCAGUAGGAACAACAACAGGCAGUGAAGACAGCCGCAGAGGAACAACGAGAGUAUCAAGCACGUCGAGUCCACAGACAUCGUUUACUGGACUACGUGUAUCUUUAGGUGACGAAGAGCUACAAGAACAGCUGCAGCAACAGGAACAAGAUGGUAUAAUAAUAGUAGAAGACACAACAGAUUCAGACGCAUUCCCAACAACCUCAACAACCACAACAACGCUACAUACACGAAUAACAGGCACAACACUCCUAGUUGAUGCUGAACCACUCCCGCAACGAGGUAGAGGAUCAAUACUGCGAGGUUUGCAAACCAUCAUGAGACCAUCAGCUGCUGAACGAGACAUUCCAUUUGUAUCUACUGGUACUGAAAGUAGUACUGUGUCUGGUACGGAUGAUGAUGCUGCACUGAAACGAAUUCUGAGAGAUGAUGUGCCGGAUCCGGAUCGUGAUGAUGAAGUGAGGAGGGGUGUUACGAAUAGGUUGUUGUCGAGGGUUAAGCCUACUGGUGGGAGUGUUGCGUGGAGGAAUGGGGAUGAGAGGUCAAAGGCGUCGUAUAAGAACAAUGCAUUGAUGGUACCUCCCAGCAACAACAGUCUACCAUUCGUGACAAACAUAAUCCCAAACAACAACACCAACCUACCAUUCGUGACAAACAUAAUCCCAAGCAGGAACCACAGUCUCCCAUUCGUGACAAAUAUAACUCCAACCCCUGCCAGCCACAACAGACAUCUUCCGUUCGUAACCAACGUCCCUUUAUCAAGCAUAUACAACCAACAGCAAAUACCAGAAGACACGGAAGAAAACCACGCAAUGAGAUCCCGCCUCUCCUCCCUAAUACCACGUCGCAUGAGAGGCGAAACCGUCGAACUCUCCACGAUAUCCGAAUCUGAAACCCUCAUAAAUAACACCAACAACAAUAACGACAAUACAACUCUAUCAUCACCAGCAAGCAACCACACAAUCACCAGCAUCCACAGUAACAAUAGCAUAACAACACGACCAACUCACAAUAAUAGGAAGAUUCAAUUCUCAUCGCCAACGUCACCAACAGAUUCAUCUUCAACGGGCCAAGGGUUUAAUGAAUUGGCAUCGAGAAAGAUUACGCAAUUGACUGAUGCUGGGUUUGUGACGAAUACGGCGUUCAGGGCUUUGCCGAGUUGGUUACCUGUUAGAGGUGGGACGCUUGCGACAGUGUUUUUGUUUGUUACGACGGUUGUUACGGUGUUGAAUCUGGUGUUUAAUAUCUUGCAGGCUGCUGGGCUUGCUCAGUGA
Synchytrium microbalum is the source of this 2646-nucleotide messenger RNA. RefSeq lists its product as uncharacterized. The transcript is spliced from 9 exons. The coding region runs from base 1 to 2646 and encodes 881 amino acids. Lineage: Eukaryota; Fungi; Chytridiomycota; Chytridiomycetes; Synchytriales; Synchytriaceae. The record is from RefSeq and is a predicted model, not a curated record.